Messenger RNA from Rhincodon typus (whale shark), 2668 nucleotides. RefSeq names its product glycerophosphocholine phosphodiesterase 1 (gene gpcpd1). The coding region runs from base 337 to 1857 and encodes 506 amino acids. NCBI's taxonomy places the organism in Eukaryota, Metazoa, Chordata, Chondrichthyes, Orectolobiformes, Rhincodontidae. Gene Ontology annotation, biological process: glycerophospholipid catabolic process. The transcript is spliced from 16 exons. Gene Ontology annotation, molecular function: glycerophosphocholine phosphodiesterase activity. The record is from RefSeq and is a predicted model, not a curated record.
UAGCCUAACAUGGAGAGCAACUGUUAUUCUUCCUGGAGCCACCCUUGUCCAAUAUCGCUACUUCAAAUGUUAUGUCAUGGAGCCUAAGAAGGAGAGUGCAUUCUGAAUGAUGGAUACUUUGGAAUCCACAAUGGAGUUGAGAAGUUGGAGUCUGGGUGGUUAACUUGCCAAAGUGAAAUUCGGUUGAGGUUGCAUUAUUCUGAGAAACCUCCGGUUUCCAUAUCUAAGAAGAAGUUCAAGAAGUCCAGAUUUAGGGUAAAGCUGACAUUGGAGGGUUUUGAAGAGGAGGAGGAGGAGGAGGAAGAUGACAAACUGGUAACGACCUCUGUGCAGAAAAUGCCCAAUACUUUAGAAAUCUCCUUAAUCAGUGACAGUGGAUACAAAUCCCGUCACUCACAGCCAGAGUGUGGAUAUGCCUUAGAACUUGGUCAGUGGAUGGAGUAUAGCAUUCAGACCCUGGAGCCAGAUAACCUGGAACUAAUUUUUGACUUCUUUGAGGAAGAGCUGGGUGUAGCAGUAGUACAAGGUGAUGCACUUCCUGGACUUGUUGGAACAGCCUGUCUUCUGUCCUCAACAAUUGUGGAAAAGUCCAGUGGAGUUAUCACACUUCCGAUCAUGAGUAGAAAUUCUAGACAAACUAUUGGAAAAGUGAAAGUUGACUACCUUGUUAUUAAACCCUUGGAAGGCUAUAUUUGUGACAUGUCUCCUUCAUUGUCCAAGUAUUGGAAACCCAGAAUGGCUUUAGACGUUGGGCACAGAGGUGCUGGAAAUACAUCAUCUGCAAACCUCGCAAAAGUUCGAGAAAACACAAUAGCCUCCUUCAAAAAUGCCGCCAGUCACGGUGCUGCCUUUGUAGAGUUUGAUGUCCAUCUUUCAAAAGACCAUGUUCCCAUUGUGUACCAUGAUCUCACUUGUUGUAUAUUAAUGAAAAAGAAAAUGGACAAAGAAUCUUCAGAACUAUUUGAAAUUCCAGUAAAGGAACUUACGUUUGAGCAGUUGCAGCUACUAAAGUUGGCACAUGUGGCUGCUUUGAAGGUGAAUGGCGAUAAAGAAAAUUCAAUGGAUGAUGAAAAUGACGCUUCAGAAAAUCAACCAUUUCCUUCCUUGCAGCAGGUUUUAGAAUGUGUGCCUGAACAUAUUGGAUUUAACAUUGAAAUUAAAUGGCCUUAUCAACAAAAGGAUGGUACCUGGGAGGGCAAUUUGCCAACUUAUUUGGACAUGAAUGAAGCUAUUGAUGUAAUCCUAAAAUGCACUUUGGAAAAUGCAUCUAAGCGAAGAAUAGUGUUCUCCUCAUUUGUUGCAGAUGUCUGUUCACUGAUCAGGCAGAAGCAAAACAAGUAUCCAGUUCUUUUCUUGACUCAAGGUUAUUCUAACAUCUAUCCUGAGCUUAUGGAUCUCCGCUGCCGAAGCACACCAAUUGCAAUGAGUUUUGCACAGUCAGAAAACAUUCUGGGAAUCAAUGUUCACACAGAGGACUUGCUACGAAACCUGGAUUAUAUCCAGCAAGCCAAGUCAAGAGAUUUGGUCAUUUUUUGUUGGGGUGAUGAUACUAAUGAGUCUGAAAACAGGAGCAUACUGAAGAAGAGUGGAAUUGAUGGGCUCAUCUAUGAUAAGAUCUGUGACUUUGUACUGGGACAGACAAAUAUCUUCCAAGUAGAGGAAUUUGAGGAACUGAAACAACAAUUAACAGAGGAAGUAUUUGUCAAUUGCUCAUGUCCUGAUGACAGCCAUUUUGAUUGUCAGUCAACUCCGGUGAACAAUUUCAAUGGGAACAGUUAUCCAAGUGAAAUAAAAAGCUGUGAGCAGGAAGCAUUCAGUGCAGAAUCUGACUCAGGGCAAAGUUGUAGUUCAUUUUGAUCUGUCCACCAUUCUUUGAUUCUUCCAUAUUUUAAUACUAGAUUUCCUUUUUUCUCAGUCCAUGGUGGCAUGAACAAUAAUUUAAGUCUCUUUGUCUCUUUUUUAAAAAGAUGUAUUGAUAUACAGUUCUUUGGGAAAAAUAGCUUUUUAUUUUGUAAUACAUUAAUGUGCCAUUUAAAUUCUAUUAUGGUUGGGGGCAUUUGCAUGACGCAUUCACAUCAAUGUUUACAUUAUACAUUUAUUCUGUUACCUUCCAUCGUUUGUGCAGUGAUUUCAGAUUUGAGUAUAUACAAUGCAAUUUUGAUUUUUUGUUUCUAUUUUGGGUGAGGAAAGCUCAAAAUUACUUUUACUAGAAGCUAACAAAUGGAAAAGAAAGUAAUAUCUUUGCUAUAAUCAAAGCACAAAAUGAACCCAUUACUUCCUUUGCCAUUAAAUGUGCUUCUUAUGAAACAUCAUGAUUACUUUAGAUUUUUCUGACAUAUUUAGAUGAUCAGAAAUAUGUAAGGUAUUUCGAGAUAGAGGCCAAGUGUUUAUUUGCAUUGGCUGAAUUAUUUUUUUAUUUUAGAUAGUGUAAAAAGCUUAUGCCUGGUUGUUACAAGUCUCUGUUGGCCACGCAACAAAGCUGUUAAUAUAUCUAUAUUUCUCAUUUGGAUGACAAGUGCCAACUAUGGUUCUCAUUGUAUUAAUCAAGUAUUGGCUUUGAUAAUGUAUCUCCUGGGAUGCCUGUUGUAUAAAUGAGCUAAUUAAUGUUACAAGGAACAAAAUUAUGUAAUGAAGUAGUAACUGCAUUAUUAAAGUAUUAUAAAAAUAA